This is a messenger RNA of Phaedon cochleariae (mustard beetle), 1371 nucleotides long. NCBI's taxonomy places the organism in Eukaryota, Metazoa, Arthropoda, Insecta, Coleoptera, Chrysomelidae. The record is from the annotation of a GenBank genome assembly.
AUCAUCGUUUAUAUUGAAUCAUUUCAGCCAUAUGUGAGGUUGAUACGCGGACUUAUCAAGCAGAUCUUCGAUGAUACGUAGGUUCUAUAAGUGACAUCGCAUUCUGUUUUUAUCAUCCAGUUAACAACAUUCAAGAUACAGAGUGAUAUUCCGAUUGAAUAAUUGUUUACUAUCAUAGAACGUAGAUCGAGAAGAAUAAGAUGCGGUCGUUUAUUUUGAUAUCCCUCUUCAUCAUCGGGAAAUGUCAAUCCAAACAUUCGAGUAGAAAUGAUUGUGAAAAAAGUGCAACUACAGUUAGUGGAACUCAUGCCCCAGCAAGAAUUUGUUCAGGAGAAUUGAUUUUUGAGGACAAUUUCAAGAAGCUUGAUUUAACUAAAUGGCAACAUGAGUUAACAUUAGGAGGAGGAGGGAACUGGGAGUUUCAAUGGUAUACAAACAACAGGAGCAAUAGUUAUGUCGAAGAUGGUAUCCUGCAUAUUAAACCAACGCUUGUGGCUGAUGACUAUGGCAACGAUUUUUUGUACUCUGGAACCAUAGACUUGAACGGAGGAAGCCCAGCUGAUCAAUGCACUAACCCUCAAUGGUAUGGUUGCGUUCGGAGUGGAUCAUCAACAAAUAUCCUGAAUCCUAUCAAGAGUGCUCGUAUUCGUAGUCUUGAAUCUUUUGCUUUCAAAUACGGCAAGGUGGAAAUUCGUGCAAAAUUACCGAGUGGUGAUUGGUUAUGGCCAGCCCUUUGGAUGUUGCCCAGAUGGAACCAGUACUCUACCUGGCCAGCCUCAGGAGAAAUCGAUAUCAUGGAGAGCAGAGGCAAUAAACAAUUGACAGAUGAAGCUGGCACAAAUAUUGGUACUCAACAAGUAGGAAGCACUCUUCACUGGGGACCAAACCCUUCUUAUAAUAGAUAUUACCUCACCCACUUCUCUAAAAAUAUCGAAUCAGGUUUCGAUGCAGACUUUCACAAGUACCAGUUGGAAUGGACGAAAAACAAUUUGACUUUCUCAAUCGACGACGAGAGAAUCGGCACCAUUACGCCCCCUGCUGGAGGUUUCUGGGAGAUGGGAGGAUUAGGUGACACUGGUCUUGAUAAUCCAUGGAAAAGGAACUCUAAAAUGGCACCUUUCGAUCAAGAAUUCUAUAUUGUAUUCAACUUGGCUGUUGGGGGUACAGGCUACUUUCCUGAUAAUAUCAAGAAUCCUGGUGGAAAACCUUGGAAAAAUACAUCUCCAAAAGCAGCAACAGACUUUUGGGAAGGAAAAGACCAAUGGCUACCAACUUGGGAUCUAAAAACUGACAAUAGCCACUUAAAAGUUGAUUAUGUGAAAGUUUGGGCAAUUUAAGGACUAUGUUGUAUUAAAGAUACCUGAAAGAUAA